Condylura cristata (star-nosed mole) is the source of this 1083-nucleotide messenger RNA. RefSeq names its product adenosine deaminase, tRNA-specific 2 (gene ADAT2). The record is from RefSeq and is a predicted model, not a curated record. NCBI's taxonomy places the organism in Eukaryota, Metazoa, Chordata, Mammalia, Eulipotyphla, Talpidae. Gene Ontology annotation, biological process: tRNA wobble adenosine to inosine editing. Gene Ontology annotation, molecular function: tRNA-specific adenosine-34 deaminase activity; zinc ion binding. The transcript is spliced from 6 exons. Gene Ontology annotation, cellular component: cytoplasm; nucleus. The coding region runs from base 34 to 609 and encodes 191 amino acids.
CUGGCCGCCGUGCGCCGCGGCCUGAGGGGUUGCAUGGAGGCGAAGGCAGAGUCCGCGCUGGUGACCCGAGAUGCGCGAUCUGUGUCGGCGGAGGAGAUCGAAAAGUGGAUGGAGGAGGCUAUGCACAUGGCGAAAGAUGCCCUAGAAAAUACCGAGGUUCCUGUUGGCUGCCUGAUGGUCUAUAACAAUGAAGUUGUCGGGAAGGGAAGAAAUGAAGUUAAUCAGACCAAAAAUGCUACUCGACAUGCAGAAAUGGUGGCCAUCGAUCAGGUCCUCGCCUGGUGCCAGGGCUGCGGGAGGAGCGCGGCUGAGGUGUUUGAGCACACGGUGCUGUACGUCACGGUGGAGCCGUGCGUCAUGUGUGCGGCCGCUCUGCGCCUGAUGAAAAUCCCACUGGUUGUAUACGGCUGUCAGAACGAACGCUUUGGUGGUUGUGGCUCUAUUCUGAAUAUUGCCUCUGCUGAUUUACCAAACACUGGGAGACCAUUUCAGUGCAUUCCAGGAUAUCGGGCUGAGGAAGCUGUGGCCAUGCUAAAGACCUUCUACAAACAAGAAAACCCCAACGCACCAAAAUCAAAAGUUCGGAAAAAGGAAUGUCAAAAGUCUUGAAUUUGUUCUGAUGAAAGACUGAUGCUCCUGGAAUGAAAUUCUUGGACUGAAAGCUGUGGAUAUCAUUGAAGCAAAUAUAUAUAUAUGCUGUUCUUAACCUGUGGGAAAGUGGUCUCUCAUCAUUUGCUCUUGUAAAGGAAGAAAUGAACACUUUCUGAAAGUUUGACAAGUUUAUACACCUGUUAGCUUUUCCACAGCCUGAAAAAACAUUUUAAGAAGGGGAAAAAUUAAACAUUGAGGUUUUAGAAAUGAGUAAGCAGUCGAUGCUCUUUUUACUCCAACUUUUAAAUCCAGCCCAGGAAAGGGCUGACUUUUUGAGACUAUGUCUGGAAUUGGUGUCCUGGUGUGUGCGUCUGGACUGGCGUGCGCCACGCUGUGGACACCUGCUUUGGGCUUGGUAUUUUAGAAUCAAAUUCUUCAUUUUUGAAGCAGCUAUUUUCAUCCAAGGUGUCAGGGGCCUAUGACUUCCUUGGA